CUUGAACUGUCAGAAUAACCUUGACUUCUAGAAAUUUUACUUUUCUUUUUCCUUCGAGACUCGGACUGCAACGCAUCAAUUUGAUUGCAGGCAACUUUAAAAUUGGCGAAUAAAAAUAUCGGACGAAUGUAAAAUGGAAGUCGAUGAGGGUGUGCCAAUGAACAGCACAAUGCCACGUUUUGUGGUGAAGAAGUGGAACGCCAUGGCCACAUGGCGCUGGGACGUUGACGUCGAAAUUUGUGCUAUUUGCCGUAACAAAACUUACAACGUUUGCAUCGAGUGCCAGGCCAGUGAAGAAGAGAUCGAGCCCGACCAGUGCAACGUUGUUACGGGUGCAUGCCAGCAUGUCUACCACUACCACUGCAUCUCGCGCUGGCUGCGGGAACGUAAUGUGUGCCCCUUGGACAACAAGAAGUGGGAUUACCUGCAAUACGGACGCUAAUUUCCACACCGCUGCUGCUGAGGACAAGUUAUCCACGACCUAAUUACAAUAAAAACAAUGUACCUAACCUAACCUAUA
Drosophila pseudoobscura is the source of this 520-nucleotide messenger RNA. Its product is annotated as RING-box protein pip1-like. Gene Ontology annotation, molecular function: zinc ion binding; cullin family protein binding; ubiquitin protein ligase activity. The record is from RefSeq and is a predicted model, not a curated record. Gene Ontology annotation, biological process: protein ubiquitination; ubiquitin-dependent protein catabolic process. NCBI's taxonomy places the organism in Eukaryota, Metazoa, Arthropoda, Insecta, Diptera, Drosophilidae. Gene Ontology annotation, cellular component: cullin-RING ubiquitin ligase complex; nucleus. The transcript has a single exon. The coding region runs from base 134 to 442 and encodes 102 amino acids.